UUUUUUUUCAAUAAACCUACCAGUUAAACUGUAAGGGGUUAAACGGAAAAUUCCAUGGAGACGGUAGUCGGUGCUCUUAUUUGGGCGGGAAGCCCUACCUUCCUCCGGUAUCUCCGAUGUCAAGUCAAUCUCACCGCCGUCUCCUCCAUUCUCCGCUUCCAUGGAAAAGUACUUCGGCCCCUGUACGCGGCUUCCUGAGGCUCGGUUCACGCGAAGAUGGACGCGUAUGACAACGGAGAUAAAAGGAAAGAUGCCUCUCAGUUUUAGGCGCGAUGCUUCUAUACUUUUUCAUGAUUCGUUGGCUGAGCUUGGAGUCUUCGAGCAUGAUUAUAUCUUCCAGCCCCAGAAAUGUGCCUCUGCUUUGGCAUUGGUGGACGAUCCUGCUAAUUCAUCGACCUCCUUUUCAAGGAAGGGGAUUUCAGGACUGGAUUUUGACACCGAGGGAAUUUAUCUUGCCUCAAUAACAAAAGCAGGAUGCUUGAUUGUACAUGAGUUCGAAACAUUAUAUUGUGCAAUAUACGGUCCAAAAUCCAGUCAAUUGGUGAAUGGGACAAAAGAAUUUAUCCAUAUUUCCGUUGGCCAAGCAUUAGAUUCUGUUCGGUGGAAUCCAAUUAAUCAAGAUGAGGUAGCUUGUGCUACUAGAGAAAACCAUCACAUUUGUCUUAUCAAUAUCUUUCAUUUCUCAUCCAAAGAAGCACAAGUACUAUGCAGCCAGAAGGACCACACUAUGGAGCACGCCAAUGGAUUAUCUGAAGUAUUAUUUGCUUCGGAUGACAAGUCAAGGUUGUUUGCUUCUGGUUUAGAUGGCAAUGUUUAUGUUUGGGAUACACGAUUGUCCAAUCAUCCAUGCCUCACGCUUACAACUAAUUCACGAAGAGAACUUAAUAGCAUUGCACUAUACCAAGAUCAGGUUGUAUUAGGGGCAGACAAAUGUGGAUUUAUUCACUCUUGGGAUAUUCGCGGAGGACAGUCAUCUCAUGCUUUUCAAAGUCACAAUCAGAGGUCUCUUUACCCUUCAAUAUCCAUAAAGUUAUCGGCUGAGCUGGAGAAAAUCUCAUCUUUGAAGGCACAGACAGACAUUCUUCCAAAAGAAAUCCACAGCAUCAGCAUCAAUCCAUCUUGUUCCAGGCAGUUAGCUUUCCAUCUGGUUGAUGGCUGGUCUGGGGUUCUGGAUCUUAGCGAUCUUGUGGUGACACAUGUGCACUGUCCACCUGCUGUGUUGGAUGGAACAGUUAUAUCAACAAAGUCAAUUAUAAGAAGACCGUCUUGGUUCCCAACAUUCUCAACAUAUGCAGUUGGGUCUGUUGCAGAUAAAGGAUUGUAUCUGCUUGACUUCUUUCCAGGCAAACACUCAGCAUGCCAUGUGGAUUUCGAUCCGGAAUCAAGGAGCAAUUCUCCAGACUGCAGUAGAAUUCCAGAAAACAAAUAUAUUCCUGUAUCAGAAAACAUUCUAGCUUGUGCAAUUCAUCCUCAUAACGAUACCAUAAUUGCUGGGACUAAGGAAUCGUCUUUAAUGGUGAUCUCUCAGAAGCAUAAGGUUGACAAUGGUGAUUAAAUGCUACUAAUACCUGAAGGCGGUUAAGUUAAGAUUAUAAACCAAAUGAAGCUUAUGAAUUGGCAACGCUCUCCCUGGUCUGCACAUAGCAAGUGAACACUCCACCAGGCUUUUUAACAUACUGCUCAUUUGUUUACUACAAGGCUCAUGAUGAUCCUAGAAAGGGAAAUGAGGAAGCACUUUGAUGAAGCAACUGUGAGCCAAUUCAACCCCUUACGCACUUGAAACCUCAUAAGUACUCCCUUCUUUGUGGUUUUUCUGAUGUCUAUUACCUUCAUAAAUGGUAGGAACCAUUUUGAACCUAACUGAUAUUCCAUCAGUGAUAUGGAGAAUCAAUUCUCCAAAAGAACGAAUAAAGCAAACAUUCGCUUUGGCAU
Zingiber officinale is the source of this 1932-nucleotide messenger RNA. RefSeq lists its product as uncharacterized. The transcript is spliced from 18 exons. Bases 161 to 1555 code for a protein of 464 amino acids. The record is from RefSeq and is a predicted model, not a curated record. Gene Ontology annotation, molecular function: protein binding. Lineage: Eukaryota; Viridiplantae; Streptophyta; Magnoliopsida; Zingiberales; Zingiberaceae.